This is a messenger RNA of Trypanosoma rangeli, 951 nucleotides long. RefSeq names its product putative trans-sialidase. The record is from RefSeq and is a predicted model, not a curated record. The transcript has a single exon. The coding region runs from base 1 to 951 and encodes 316 amino acids. Lineage: Eukaryota; Euglenozoa; Kinetoplastea; Trypanosomatida; Trypanosomatidae.
AUGAUAAAGGCACUGGGGAAAGACACAGGUCGUGGGCGCCAGCGAAGCGAUCGCAGCGCCUUUUGGGUUGCCCCACCGCAGCGGUAUGUGGUCAACCGGCACAGUCCCAAGGCGGUGCCGCACAAUCUCUCCGUCAUUAUUGUGGUUGACCCCCAUAUGGUGGAGCCCACUGCAUUUCUUCAGCCCAUAGCGCUGCUUGUAAACGACACUGGAAGUUGCGAGGCAGCGGAGGAUGGGUCUGUGCCUUCGCCCGGGCUGAACUCAACGAGUGAUACAGUCAUCCCCUCGCUUUUUAGAAUGGACGUCUACGUUUGGGAGGACACAACACUGAGGGAGAUACUGGAGGAGGUGUUGGCCACGAGUGCGGCAGCCAAGCAGGUACUGCUGCCCUCCAACACCUCAGCCCUCCCUGUUGUGGAGAGGGAGAGGGAGGCAAAUAAGCCAUCUCCCACCACUGGAAAAGAGAAAAUAGGAACGACGGUGAGAAGAGAGGAAGAGAAGAAUAAUGGUAAUAAUAACAGUGGGUUGAGGGAGGAAGCGGAAGAUGCUGAUAGUGCGUCGGUUGAAUUUGAUGAGGGGAAUGAGUCCGUUAACGGAGACGUGGCGGAAGGGGAAUCGGACGCCAAACGUGUACGCACCGAGGGGGAGAAUACGCAGGAGCCUCCAACGGGUACUUCGUCGGCCACACCAUGGAGUCAGCGGAGGAAUAGGCGACCGCCGCCUAUGCCCGUUGCCAAGGUGCGUGUCUCCCAUGUGUUUGUUGACGCUGACAAGAAGCCACAGGUUAGAGAUAUGGCAGUCUUACGCGUUGACAGGCCUGUCUUCCACACAGGGGACUACACUACCAUGCACGAAAUACGUACUUCCAAAGCGGGAGGACGAGGAUGGAAAAACGGGGACCUGUUGGUGUUAUCACCCACCGUACGAUACUACAGAACCGUGUAUAAGUGA